ACUGUAUAAAUUGAAACGCACGUCAAGUUGGAAAACACAGUCUCAUCUAUAAUUUCGAAUAACAAAAGAAUGGCGCACUUUUCUGUAGUUUCACUCACCCAAGUUGUUUUGCUGUUGGUUUUCAUCUGCUGGACGCCGAGUUCGACUGGCGCUGCCUUUUCAUUGGAGGAAGAAUUCCUACAAUUAAAGGAAAAUUAUAUUCAAAUGAAACAACUCUUUGAAUCAACAACGAUUGAACAGCAGGCCAAAAAUGCCCAACUGGAGGCGCAACUUGAACUAAAUAAUGAACAAAGACAAGAUUUGGCAUUGAGAGUAAAACAAGUAGAGGAAAAAAAUGUCCAACUGGAAGUCAAAAUUCAGGAUCAAGAAAGAAGAUUAACUUCCUUAUUGGAAGUUUCCACUGAUUCAAAAUUAUUUCAAAAUAAUAAUAAAAUUGCAAUUCGAUCAACUGGAAGGAGCGGAAUUCCAAGGACAUGCAGAGAACUUCGUGCGAUCGAUCCUUCACUUUCAUCCGGAAUGCACUGGAUCGAUCCGGACGGAGAAGGUGUCGGCGAUGAUCCAAUUUACGUUUACUGCGAUAUGACAUCAGGAUCGACCUCAAUUCUACACGAUAGUGAAUCUUCUUUAAAUGUCGGUCACUGCGCCGAGGCCGGGUGCUAUUCCCGUUCCAUCAACUACAAUUCGUCAAUGGGACAAAUCAAAGCUUUGAUGGAAUUAUCCAGCGAAUGCCAUCAAUCGAUUAGAUACGACUGCAACUAUGCUGCAUUCGAGUUAAGUGGCUUCGCCUAUUCCUGGUGGAACGACAGAGAAGGAAAUCCGCAAUACUUUUGGGCCGGAAAUAACACGGACGGAGUUCACACCUGCCAGUGCGGAAUCGAUGCAAAUUGCGUCGAUCCUGCGGCGAAUUGCAAUUGCGAUGCUCUUUUGCCAAUUCAAUUAGUCGACGACGGUGUCAUUACCGACAAAAAUGUUCUGCCCGUCACUCGUUUGAAUUUCGGACGAACUCAACUGGAAACUUCAUCCGGCGUCCACACGCUUGGCCGACUCGUGUGCACCGGAUUAGUUUUGAUGCCAAAGUCAUGUCAGGAUUUGUGGUUAAUUGGCCACACCCUGAACGGAAUUUAUUCCGUCUUGGGAUCUGCGAAAAUGGAAUCCGUUUACUGCGAUUUCACUAAACUACCGGACGAUGCGGGCUUUCAGAUUUGGAUCGGAUACGUCGACGUUAAAUCCGCGCCCGUUUAUUUCUACGUCCAAAGAAAUGCUACAUUUUACACAAUGUACACUCCGAUUCCCUUCGAGUUGGCGCGGGUGAACGAGGGAAAUGCCAUGAAUUUGUCAUCGGGCAUAUUCACGGCACCGCGACCGGGAACUUAUUUUUUCUCUUUCGCGGGAGUGGCGCGUCUUGCAUCUUCAGUUGCUUAUGCUGGGUUUGAUUCUUUGCUUAUUUUGAACGGGUAUAUAAUCGGGACGAGUAAUGUUCAAGAGAGUAAGGGCCCCGUUUCUCAACAAAGUCCGUUUUCCCUCCAGUCGACGCUGAACCUGAAAAAAGGCGAUCGAGUCUGGGUGCAGAUUUAUUAUGCUAAUGAUACUGUUUCAUUCGCGGCUUUGGUUGACAACGACAACGGCAACGUCGGUAACCACCACACUCAUUUCACGGGUUUCAUGUUGGAGGAGGAAAUUGUCGCGUCCCUUUGAGGUUUUGGGUUCGACAUUUAAAAUUCACAAAAUGAACGGCGACACGAAAAUUUGGGGAAGGGAAUUUUAAGGGGGAAGGGAAGAUAAUGCAUUCGACUCUAAUUCAUUAAAGAAUGAACAUUUAUUUACCAAAAUUUAACUGUGGAUGUAAUUACCCUUACUAAAUACACAGGCAAAGUUGGAAACUUCUAUCUGCAAA
Messenger RNA from Daphnia pulicaria, 1894 nucleotides. RefSeq lists its product as uncharacterized. The record is from RefSeq and is a predicted model, not a curated record. The coding region runs from base 70 to 1695 and encodes 541 amino acids. NCBI's taxonomy places the organism in Eukaryota, Metazoa, Arthropoda, Branchiopoda, Diplostraca, Daphniidae. The transcript is spliced from 7 exons. Gene Ontology annotation, molecular function: extracellular matrix structural constituent; protein binding.